UGGACCUUGAGCUACCACCUUAACUCGUGCAAUGUUAAUGCCGAGUGAAAUAAUACAACAGGAUUGCUGGCAUGUGGUUGACUGAGCCGAAGAUGCUGGUAAAGUGGAACUAAAAUAAUUGGUAUUGAUAUUAAGACAUUAUACGAUGAAUAAUACUUAUCAGACUACCCUCAAUAGCGGGGACCCGUUUAUAACAGGAGGAUUGUGUGUACAGAAAUAGUUGAACAAAAGGAGGUUAUUAAUAUUCAAGUGGCAAAGCGUGGUUUAAGGAAAUACCUCCGUUUUUUUGAGGUCGCAAUGAGCAAGAAAGCGUGCCGCAGCCACCUGGUGAACGGAAAUCGGAAAUACGUCAUUAAGCUGUCAAGAGUAGGGAUAACCGGAUGUUCCUACGUUGAGAUGUGACGCGGAAACAUAAACCCAAUAAAGACCAACAGCACGCGAUGGAAGUACAGUCAUCCUGAAGUGGCCCAGUGUACUGGCAUGGUGCCUGACUUGGACCGGUUUGAUGCGCAGUUCUUCAAAGUCCAUUAUCGUCUCGGCAUCUCUAUGGAUACUAUGGCGCGCAAGGUGCUCGAACAAUCCUAUCAAGCUAUUUAUGACGCUGGUAUAAGUCCAGAGCAACUUUCGGGGAGGAAAGUGGGAGUCUUCAUUGGCUCCUGCUUCUCUGAGACGGAGAAAAUUGCUUUCUACGUUUCUAAUGUCAGAUGGGGAUUUGGUAUUGCAGGAUGCAAUAAAGCGAUGUUUGCGAAUCGAAUAUCGUAUUGGCUGAAUGCAAAAGGACCGUCAGUGUCCAUAGACGAAGCCUGUUGUAGUUCCCUCGGAGUCUUACAACAGGCCUACUUGGCUAUUAAGAGAGGUGACUGCGAGUCUGCUAUCGUGGGUGGAGCUCAUGUAUGUCUUCAUCCACAGUCCUCGCUGCAUUAUUCAAGAAUCAUGGCUUUAUGUAGAGAUGGUAAAACAAAGUCUUUCGAUCAGAAUGCUGAUGGAUUUGCCAAGUCAGAGGCAGUAAAUGUACUUUUCAUACAAAAAGCCAAAGACGCCUUAAGAAUUUAUGGCGAAGUGCGUCAUAUUAAAUGCGAAUUCACUCAAUUAAUGAACACCGAGUCAGGACCACGAUAUGGAUUUUAUCGAGAACCAAGAGUUAUGAUUAAUUUCCUAAAGAAUUUUUACGAGGAAUCAGGCGUGCCUCCUAGUACUGUGGAGUAUGUUGAAGCCUUCGGGUCAGCCGUUGCGGAUGCCGAUAAAUCAGAGUUGGAAGUUAUUGACGAAGUAUUUUGCAAGGACAGAGAACAUCCUCUUAUGGUUGGAAGUGUGAUGUCUAACAUAGGAUACGGUGAAGCUGCUUCAGGAAUUUCAAGCAUAACAAAGGUUUUGUUAGGAUACCAUAAAGGGCUAUUGGCUGGGAACUUGCAUUGUGAAACUCCUAGGCGAGAUGUGGAAGCUGUUCGAGAGGGUCGACUCCAGAUUCUUACUGACCACGCACCCUUUGGAGGCUCAUACGCCGCUGUCAAUGGAAUAUCUGUCACUGGCUUAAACGCACACGUGCUCUUACAUGGCCAUUAUAAACCCAAGGAUCUCAAUCGUUACAAGUGCGACAUCCCGCGUCUAGUAACAAUUUCCGGCCGCCACGAGUCCGCGGUGAAGAAAAUUAUCGACGAUUUGAAGUCUCGCCCCGUGGACCCUGAGGAGCUGGCUCUGUUGCACAACGUCUUCAAAACAAAAAUCACAGGACACAUGGCGAGAGGAUUAGUAAUACUAGAUACCAAAGGGGAUUCAACUGUCAGCUUACAUGAGAAAGUGGAUUAUUUCGACAACUCGAAACAGCCUCUUUGGUUCGUGUACAGCGGCAUGGGCUCCCAGUGGGUCGGCAUGGGCACGCAACUCAUGCGCAUACCGAUCUUCGCAGCAGCUAUUGAACGAUGUGAUCGAGUUUUGGCACCUAAAGGUAUAAAUAUCGUGGAUAUAAUAACAUCAGAGGACAAAACUACGUUCGACAACAUCCUGCACUCAUUUGUGGGUAUCGCUGCCAUCCAGAUCGGACUCACUGAUGUUCUGCACGCUCUCGGAAUUGUACCCGACAAAAUUAUAGGUCACAGCGUUGGGGAGCUCGGAUGCGCAUACGCGGACGGUUGUCUCACUGCUGAGGAGAUGAUACUGUCGGCGUACAGUCGGGGCUUCGUCUCUGUGCAGACUCCUUUCAUACGAGGAUCUAUGGUGGCCGUGGGUCUGGGAUACCGUCAGAUCUCGAAAAUGUGCCCGCCCGAGAUCGAGGUGGCGUGUCACAACAGUUCUGAAUCCAGCACCAUAUCAGGCCCAACGGACGUAAUGCGAGAGUUUAUAGGCGUGCUCACUGCCAAAGGAAUAUUCGCGAAAGAAGUUCCGUGCUCCAACAUUGCUUAUCACUCACGAUACAUUGCUGAAGCAGGUCCUGCGCUGCUGAAACAUCUAGAAGAAGUAAUUAAAACUCCGAGAGCUCGCAGCGAGCGAUGGGUGUCGACGUCGGUGCCACAAGACAGGUGGAACGAACCAAUCGCCAAACUGUCUUCAGCGGAAUACCACACCAACAACCUACUGAGCUCGGUGUUGUUCGAAGAGACCGCUGCCCUAAUUCCGCCCAAUGCUGUCCUCGUGGAGAUCGCGCCGCAUGGACUAUUGCAAACCAUUCUGAUGCGCUUGCUUCCUGGGAGCUGCUGCAACAUCGCACUCACAAGACGUGGUCAUCCUGAUAAUGCGUAUUUGGUCCUAGAAGCUAUUGGAAAAUUGUACAUGGCAGGCUACACGCCUAAAGUGGAAGCGAUCUAUCCCAAAGUUGAAUUUCCAGUGUCUUCCAGUACGCCAAUGUUGUCUCAUACAGUGGAAUGGGCACACGAAGAAAAAUGGCCCUUACCAUUAUAUACAUCAGCUCACAGAAAAAUGGCGGCAUCGUGCAAAUUUGUGUUAAAUGUCUACGAUGAGGAACACAGCUACUUAAGAGGACAUGUUAUGAGAGGGAAAACAUUAUAUCCAUUCGCUGCAGCGCUAGUGGCUGUGUGGGAUACCCUCGCUAUGUUUAUGGGUGUUCCUAAGAAGGAGGUGUCUGUGGAGUUCCGCGACGUGCAUUUGUUUGCGCAGCCCGUGCUGCACGAGCAGCGACAGCUCCGGCUCAGCGUCGACCUGCACAGAGGCACUGGACGGUUUGAGGUUUUGGAUGACAACUCCAAAGUAGCCACCGGAUUUAUAGACGACAAAUGUAAUAAAAAUAUUAAAAGUUGCAAUAACAAUGAUAUUAUGAAUCUCACGAGCGAAGACAUUUACACAUUGUUGAAUAAUAGAGAUUAUUCGUACAGUGGAGAUUUUCGCAGUAUUCACAGUGCCAACUCAUCAAUAACGGAAGCUCUGAUAUUAUGGCGCGAAAACUGGGUCACACUGCUCGACGGAUUGCUGCAGCUGAACGCGCUGAGACAUACUCACGAUGGCGUAUCAGUGCCCAAACAGAUUGGUAGAAUGUGUAUAAACGUAUCAGAAAACACUAAACACCACAUGGAUCUGGAUGGCGAGACAGUUAUAAGAACUAAAGUAUCUGAUGUCUAUAAAUAUACUAGCUGUGGAGGAAUAUUAAUAGAGCAUUUAAAACUUCGCGAUUUGCCACUGGAGUCAAGAGAUAAUUUUGCUAUAAAGUCAUUGCAAUUUGUGCCCCGAUUUUCUGCCAAAUUAGACUUUGUCUCUACUUUGCACGUGUAUCUGCAAAUUGUAGCGGAAAAUUUAAACAGAAAUUACAUUAACAUUGCUUCCCUCGUGACUUAUAAGGAUGCAAGGAUUUUUAAAGAGAUUAAAAAUAUUUUAAUUGAUAUAAAUAAUGUAAACUUCAAACACAAAGAAGUUAGUAUGCAAGACAUAAAAGAAAAUAAUGAUGCUCUGGCUGAUAUUGACCUCGUUCUCCUCUAUGGUCUUUCGAUAGAUGAUAAUAUCUGUCAUAUAUUGUACCAAACACUGAAGCCAAACUCUUUCGUCGUAAGCGAAGAGGACAAUACUAUGGAGAAACGCAUUCGUCCGUCUGCGGUGUAUCGCACGGUGAGCGCUGGUGACGAACUGCAGUUGGUCCGCUGGAGGUCUUCAAAAGUAUCCUCAAACCGCUUAGCUGUUUCUGUAUCCUCUGCUUCUGACAUUCCUCUGGUGACCGCGACGCGCGACGCUAUGCAGCCGCAAGCUCAGUUGCUGGUACUGGCACCUCAACCACCACCACAGGGUCUAAAGGACCUCGUACGUACUUGGAGAACUGAACGUGUUCGCAACCAAGUUUCUCUAGUAGUAAUGGAUACAAAAUGUACUGAUGAGCAGAUGGAUACCAACAUCGAACUAGCUUUCAAUGUUUGGAACAAGUGUCAAUGGGGUGGAGAGUAUUACGUGCCAUUACAAGAGAAGUACGAAACUGCGACAAGAGGGAUGUUACAAAGCGCACGUAUUGGAGAUAUCAGUUCCCUGCAUUGGGUCCAGGUUCAUGAACCUCUUGAAGUCGGCGUUAAAGUAAAGGUUCAUUAUGCAGGGCUCAACACGGUAGAUGUAUUAAAAGCGACUGGUGCUGUUCCAAUGGAGAAUGAAAAUGAAUCAACCAGCAGUGGAUAUGGGAUGGAUUUUAGCGGAGUUACAGAAAGUGGUACCCGCGUGAUGGGCGUGGUGUCCGGCGGCGCAUGCAGCAGCGAGGUGCGCGCGGCGCCGGAGCUGCUGUGGCCGGUGCCCGAACACUGGACGCUUGAGGACGCCGCCACCGUGCCGUUACCAUAUCUCAGAGCUUUCUACUGCUUUUUACGUACCAUCUCGCGGGACAGAACAGUGGACAAGUCUGAAGCAUCUUCUUUGUUUGUACAUGGCGGUGUCGGUGCCCUAGGGCAGGCAGCGAUUUCCAUCGGACUAGGGCUGGGGUACCAAGUGUUCACUACCGUAAGUGACGUCGCGAAGAAACAGUUUCUGAUGAGACUGUUCCCACAAUUAAAAGAAGAGAACAUCGGUAAUUCUCGUGACAACAGUUUCGGAGACUCGGUGCUGCGCGCUACCAACGGCAAAGGAUGUUACAUAGUUAUUAACAAUGUCAGGGGAGAUAUGAAAAAUGUGUCCCUACAGUGCUGCAGCGGUUCAGGCACUACCUAUGAUAUGUGCCAACUUAUUCAUCACGAAAACUAUAUGUUUCCGAUGUCAUAUCUAUUCAAUGCGAGAUCAUAUGUAUCAUUAGAUAUAUCUUCAAUAUUAAAGAACUGGAUCGAAAAAGAUAUAAAGAUGCUACACGCGAUGGUGAGUGAGGGAAUAGCGCGCGGGUACGUGCGUCCGCUGUCGCGCGUGUCGUACGCGCCGCACGCCGCGCCGCGCGCGCUGCGCCUGCUCGCGGCCAGCGCGCACCGCGGCCGAGUGCUGCUGCACCUGCGCGACUCGCGCCUGCACGUGCUGCCCAGAAUUAGCUGCAAACCUGACGAGGUCCAGUUGAUUUUGAGCGACCGGAGUUCACUCGGCUUGCACCUGGCGGACAGACUAAUAAACCGUGGCGCCAGGAAACUCCAUAUGCAUUGCACAUAUUUAACUCCGCAUUUACACUAUAAAAUUCGUUCUUGGCAACAACAAGGUGUUCUAGUGGAGGCAUCAUCUGAAGAUUUUAAUGACGAGGGAAUAUCAACACUGAUGCAGAAUGUCUGCAGUCUGGGGACAGUGAGCGGUAUUUACGUUACUGCCACAGACGCUUCUGCCAACUCCGAUAAGAAAUAUUUGUCAGCUCUGAAUACAUUGGAUUUGGUUUCCAGAAGACUAUGUCCUUACUUAAGGUACUUCGCAGUUAUAAGCUCAGAUAUGACUGCAAUGCACACUUGUAUAGAUCGUGUCAGUAAUGGAUAUCCUGCAACACUGCUCAAGUUCAAUUUCAUUGAAACAAGCAUCGCGAACGAAGGAGGGUUUGAGCUGAGCGCGUCGCAGUGGCUCGGCGUGGUGGCGGCGGCGGAGCGCGCGCUGCACUCGCCGCACCCGGCGCUGCUCGCGCACCAGCUGCGCGCACCACACGCGCCGCUGCUGCAACAGAUCGCUCAUGUCGCCGGUUAGUGACGCACACUGCUUGUGAGCUAACACUUACUAGAACACAGCGAAUGAAGGAGGGUUGGAGCUGAGCGCGUCGCAGUCGCUCGGCGUGGUGGCGGCGGCGGAGCGCGCGCUGCACUCGCCGCACCCGGCGCUGCUCGCGCACCAGCUGCGCGCACCACACGCGCCGCUGCUGCAACAGAUCGCUCAUGUCGCCGAUAUUGUUAUACCUGAAGACUCCCAAGAUAAUGAUACGCUUGAAAGUUUUGGAAUCCAAAACGAGAAAUUAGAAAGAGUUCGAACCUUUUUA
Molecule: messenger RNA, 6343 nt
Organism: Manduca sexta (tobacco hornworm)
Lineage: Eukaryota; Metazoa; Arthropoda; Insecta; Lepidoptera; Sphingidae
Product: fatty acid synthase-like
Exons: 36
Coding region: 481-6057 (1858 amino acids)
Biological process (GO): fatty acid biosynthetic process
Molecular function (GO): fatty acid synthase activity; oxidoreductase activity
Source: RefSeq, a predicted model, not a curated record